CGCGUCCAAGACUGGCUCCCGCUACGCGAAGGAUACCUGGAUGAGAUCCUACGACUCGAGGGCCGACGUGGGUACGAAUUCAGUGCGUGUGCCGGAUGCUGCACUCCGAGUAUACGGGAGGGACGUCUCUACCGAUGUCUCGAUUGUAUGGUCGUCUCUCCUCAAUGCAUCUCAUGCUUAUUGAGCCUGCACUCCGGUGCAAGCUUCCGGCAUGCAUUACACCGUCCGGAGCGAUGGAAUGGACACUACUUCGAACGGGUGGGCUUGGCGGACCUCGGACUCGUGGUCCAAAUGGGGCACGAUGGAAAGCACUGUGCCAAUCCUUCCACGGCACGGCGGAUCACGGUGUUCCAUUCUAACGGCUAUCACCACGUCAACGUCAGGAUGUGCGAGUGUUCGACGGCUACUUCCGACGCCCCUGCGCCGUGGCGACAAUUUCUGCGCGCCGACUGGUUUCCAGCUACGCACACACGCCCUUCGACCGCGUUCACCAAUCAAGUUCUCAAGCUCUUUCACGAGCUAACUUUGCAGGCAAAGACAAAUUCGUACGACUUCUACCAGAGCCUCUUGCGAGUUACCGACAACUCGGGCACGACUAAGCAUCCUUUCUGUCAUACCGUCCGCCUGUGGAGGCAUCUUCGGCAACUCAAGCGGGGUGGUCGCGGCCACGACCCCGCUGGAGCAUCUGCUACCCCACCCGGCUCAUUAGCGGUGGUAUGUCCAGCUUGUCCCCAUCCCGAGAAGAACCUACCACAAGACUGGGACCUUGCGCCGCCCGAUAAGCUAUGGCUAUACACGUUGUACCUGAUGAUGGAUGCCAAUUUCCGAUGUCGGUGCAAAGAUCGCGGUCUGGAUGACAUCUCCUUGGCUCCUGGAUGGUCGUAUUACGUGGAUGACAAGAAGUUCCAGGAAUAUUUACGGAAUGACUGCGGCUUCGAGACCGAGCACAACACUUGCUCUGCAAAGCACAAUGCAAUAUUAAAGGCAAACCUCCGAAAGGAAGGAUACGUCGUGUCCGGCAUCGGCGCGGUUCUGUGCGCUCGCCAUGCGUUCUUCCGACCGAACGGCGCCGGGGACCUCCACCUCGGAGAGAAGUACGUAAACUCGUUCCCAUACAUGGACUACUUCUUGAUUUCCACCCUGCUCGGCGUGAUCCUGUUCCUAUUAGUGAUAUCGUAUGAUGUCGCCUGCCAAUACUGCCGAAACUUCGAACACCGCGUGGCCCGAAAUUUCCCGGUGGAGAUGCGCCCCAACCUUGAGGACGUCAACGUGCGCUGGAUGAUCCCCAAGAACCACAUUGCCGUUCACGGCCCCAACCACUCACGCUACUCCUUCAACUUCAACGACAAGGUCGGCAGGACGUACGGCGAAGGCGUCGAAUCAUCUUGGUCCCACCUCAACCCCGCAUCCAUGAGCACACGGGAGAUGGCUCUCGCAACACGCCACGAGGUCCUGGACGAUCAUAUGGCCGCGUGGAAUUGGCAGAAGGUUAUCGGCCUCGCGGAUCACCUUCUCAGGAGCUUGACCACAGCACGCAAAAUGGCACAGAAGCAUCGCGCUCUGUUCGAAGAUUUCUCCUCCACCUUCGAGCCCAACGUCGUCCAGGAGUGGACCCGCCUAGUGGACGUGUGGUGUGCUGACCCGAGUUCCGUGGCUGAUCCCUUCGAGGAGCCUCAAGCAAAUAUUCGUUGCACUCAGGUUCACCUGGAAUUCGCUCGAGAAGAGGCGAACAUGACGACAUUGCAAGAUCUCCCGCAGCUGGACAUGACACCGGGAGUAUUCGUACAGGUUGGGUUGGAUUUGGAGGAACUACAGUGCGUCUCUCAUCCGAUUCGUUCAAAAGUGUCCUCCCAGCACUCGGACAAGGACCUCGUCGACUUGCUGCAACAACGCAAUUCCCUCCGUCGGCGCAUCUACCUCUGGGUGGAGACACAACAUGUGUAUAUGCCCGCGGUUGUUCAGUUCCGUAUUCAGACCAACGCCACUCUCCCCCUGCCUCCGGACGACACAGCCUCAGACGGAACCCCGGAGAACGACAACGACAACGCCGACGUCAAUGCGGAAGAUCUUGCUCUAUGUCUACCCUCCGCUCUCCCCGCCCCCCUGCGUAUUGGCGACUUCACCCAGCGACUUAUCGAUCUCGAGCGACGUCUCCGCCUCGCACAAAUCGACGAUAGCCUCUCCGACAUACGACGCGUCCGACGUAUGCUGACGGGCAUUUCGGAGUUCAAGCGCCUCCAUAUCUCCGGCACCGGUAAUCGCGCGAACGCGAGGUCUCGCACCUUGUACAAGACCUUCCUCAGCAAGCAGGCACGCGCGGCGGAGCGCUACCGCGCAGCAUACCACACUCUCCUGAGCCUCGACCCGAACGGUGCUUGGCGACGCACCUUCCGCAAACUCCUUGACUCCCAUCUCACGGGCCCGGGGUCCGGUCCCAAGAAGCCCGGCGAGGGAUUGCGCGAGAUGUCGUGGAUCUGGCUAGUACAACACCACGAGAUCGACGAGAACUCGGAGGACUCAGAGGUGCGCCAAUACAACGACAGUAUGCGUGCUGAGUGGGCCAGGACAAAGGCGAGGGCGGAGAGGUGGGAGGAAGAGGUAGAGCUUCUAGUCGAGGAGAUGCGGCGUGUCCUCGCGUUCUUCCAGUACGAGGCCGAUUGGUGGUUACACAUCGUCGACCGGCGCGCAAAGUUCCCGCUCCGCGUCCCUACGCCCUUCGACAUCAUCGACGGUGUGUGCGCUUAUGCUCAUCGCCAGGCUUCUGUGCGGCGCUCGCUCGUCGUGAAGUUCGCGCGCCUCUGGUUGCCACGCCUCCGCGAGUACUCCAUCGACGCCGACUGGGUUUCUCAAUACAGGGACUUGAUUGGUGAUGCUAGCCCGGUGAACACUAGCGACAAUUUGCCGGUUGGCCCGUCUGAUGAUGUGAUGUCCGAGAGCGACGAGGAGGACGUUUAG
Molecule: messenger RNA, 2955 nt
Organism: Trametes versicolor FP-101664 SS1
Lineage: Eukaryota; Fungi; Basidiomycota; Agaricomycetes; Polyporales; Polyporaceae
Exons: 9
Source: RefSeq, a predicted model, not a curated record